Messenger RNA from Vitrella brassicaformis, 1435 nucleotides. NCBI's taxonomy places the organism in Eukaryota, Vitrellaceae. The record is from the annotation of a GenBank genome assembly.
CUGGUGUAGUGGCAACAGCAUGCAAGGCACAUCGUGCGCCAAAGAGUCUGACGCAGUCAGUGUUGACACACGAUGAGGCGUGUCUCUCCACUCACGCACACACACACGCACACACACACACACAUGCAGUCAAUUACUCUCACUCACGGCACCACCACCCACCAGGACGGAUUCGACCGUGGCGGGGGCGUCUCGAGCCGCUCAUUGUACAUGUCGCUCUCAAUCCUAUCCUCCCGUGUGUGGAAUACUCUAAUGGCCUUUGCCGCAAAGAACUCGAGGACUGCUCGGGCUGACCCCUGCUGCCCCUGCUUCUCGCCCCCUCUGCGGGCCGUCUUGCGGGUCUGAUCACGGCCGUCAUACACACCGCACCACGGGAUCUAAGACAAAUGCACACACGCGAGAGAUGCACUGACAGGGAGAGGACAGGAUUCUUCCCUACCGUGGCGUUGACGCCGGGCUGUACUUGGAUGGUCUGGUGCAUGCGGUCGCCGCAGAAGUCAUGGCCUGCGAGGAUGGCCCCGCUCCUCAUCUUGGGCCAGAAGUCGUGUAGGUCCUUGAGCACCGAGUCGUAGUGGUGCGACCCGUCGAUAUACAGAAAGUCAAAAUACGAGUCGGAAAAGUUGCCGGCAAUGUCCCAACUGAAGCCCUGAUGGACAGACACAAACAUAGAGACCGGUGCGUGACCAGCCAUGAUUUUCUUUCUUACCUGGUGCCAGGUAACAUUGACCUUUGCAGCCCUGCCCUCAUAAUGCAGCAAGUCCCGCCUCGUCUUGAACUCAUGCCGAUCCCGCAACUCCAUCAGCUCAAACCUCUCCGGCCGCCAUAUGCGGAUGAGCCGGUCGCUGAACUCCAUCCCAUACACGCCUAUCUCACCUCCCACGCCGCGCCCCUGCCAGCCGAAGUAAUUCAGCAAGAAGGGGAAGGCGUCACGAGUAGAGAUCAACCGCAUGUACUCAGCCGAUGUGAGCUCCUUCUCCUCUCUGGUAAGAUUUCCUGGCGCGUGGCUGGCCAAUCUGAUGCCGCGCUUGUCUGUGGCCGCAGCAAUUCGCUGGAUUUCGUGUUGUUGCACUGGAGAGCUCGUGGCCGACACAAGUCUGAUGCGGCUCUCCUGCUCUUUGACCCUCUUCUGCAGCCCCUGCACGAUCGUCCUGAGGUCAGCGAUGAGUUGCUUCUUCUGCUCCAGCUGCCGCUGCAGAGAAAGGUCCUCUUUGCGGGGCCUUUGCUGGCGCUGCUGCCGCUCAUUUGUUGCAGGCCUUCUCAGCAAUGUGCGGUCAUCGACAAGGUCGGAUGGGAAGCCGCAGUGUCGCUGCAUGAGCCACACGAGGGUGAUGGAAGUCGCCAUGAGCACGAUAGAGGCGCACAGGAUGGCGCGGACGAACAGAUCUGCGCGGCCCUUCAUCGCUGGCCAAAGCGGCUUGGAUCCACGAAUGCCAGG